Molecule: messenger RNA, 8299 nt
Organism: Anoplopoma fimbria (sablefish)
Lineage: Eukaryota; Metazoa; Chordata; Actinopteri; Perciformes; Anoplopomatidae
Gene: dnaaf9
Product: dynein axonemal assembly factor 9
Exons: 37
Coding region: 1-3459 (1152 amino acids)
Source: RefSeq, a predicted model, not a curated record
AUGGCCGCUAUGAGGAGAGUCAACGGGAAAUUAUCGGGAAUCAACCCAGUUGUCAGUUGCUCCCGCCUGCGUCAGGUUCAGUCUCUGCUCCUUAAGGGGGGCAUUACCACUCCUGAUGGCAUCCUGUGCUCUCUUGGAAUUGACAGCAGGUAUAAUGAGGGAUGCACUGAGCUGGCGAAAUACCUGUUCUAUGGACUAUAUGAAAGGAAUCAGCUGCAUCUGGAACAUGUCCUUGAGGAGUUUCCUGAUGAAAUGAUGGAUGAUGUAAUCCUGCUGAUCAAGGCAGAGUGUGUUCAUCUGUACUGCAACCCAAUGAACUACAGUUACCUGUUGCCCUACGUGUCCCACUGGAGGAACCUGCAUCUCUACUGCAUGACUGAGGCGGAGUGUGAAGAUGAAGAAGCAGCAGAGGAAUUCAAAAUCUCCAGUUUUGUCACAAUGGUGCAGGACUGCUAUCGCAUUGGAGUACCUUACAGCUCUCGGGGUCACAUCCAGAGGUUUGACAUGUUCAUGGUGGAAAAGUGGCCCCUGAUUCAAGCAUUUGCCCUGGAAGGCAUCGGUGGAGGGAGCUUUUUCACCAUGAAAUACAAGCUGAUGGACAUGAGUGAGAAGCUGUGGCAGGUUUACAACAGACUGGACCCAGUGUCCCUGGAUAAUCUCCUCACAGAGGACUUGGUGAACUUUGAGAAGCAGUGGAGUGGCUUUUUCUCCAGCAUGGACCUGGAGAGCCAUCUGUCCAUCUUGGAGCUUUCUGAAGCGCAGGCAGGAGAGGCUUUCCGUACUUACUACUCUCACGGACUGAUCUCUAGCAACAUCACAGAUAAAAGUAAAAGUCAGCAGCCCUUUGUGUUGUUUGGAAAGCAUUCCUCCUCAGAGGAUUUGGAGAGUUAUUCCUUCAACUUUCCCUCAGAGAGUCAUCAGGUCCGCAACACAGGACCUGUGGGUUCUGCAGCCAGACACAUGAUUCUACAGUGUGUGGCUCCCAAAGGACCUAUAGCCUGCUCUCGGACCUAUUUCUUUGGGACCAGCCACUCUCCAUACCUUGGAAAUGAAAACACAGAGCAAAAGACAACAGAAGUCUUGGUUUUGUCACAAAUAUAUUCAGCUGCUGUUCAAGCAGUCCUGUCAGGAAUCAAAUGCUUCUCCUUUACCUCCAGCGCUACCAAGGCGAAGGAUGUAGCAGAGAACACCUUUCUACUGGCUUUGGACUCGAUGAGUUUAAAUCAGUACCGCAGUUCUCUCAGGUCCAAAUGUGAAUUCAGCAUUCAAGCAGUGAAUAUGCAGGGAAGGAUCAUUCCGCUGACUGAUGAAGACAGCCGUUACGCUGUAAAAACAGCCUCCAUGAUUGUCUCUGACAUCCCAGACCUGCAGUGGGAGGGGGGCGACCUGGGCUCUGUGGUCUUCUCUGAAUCUUUCUUGGAGUCCAGCAUCAACAUUCAACAGAAAGAUGGCACUGUGUCAUCAGACAGCUGCUACACCAUCCUGACUACAACUGUGCCUCGAUACGCCUCCUGGCUGAUGGAAUCUGAUGUCAAGCAAUCUGAGCAAGCCCAACAUAUUGCUAAGAAAGAGGAAGGCACCUGUCUGGGAACUGCUCUGACUGUAGCUGAUGCUGCAUAUGUUUUCUCCAGCAGUCAGCUCUCCACACCUGAAGAAGGAAAAAUCAUUUUCCUCUCUGAUGGACUCCUGUUUAUCCAUUCUCAAUAUGGAAGCAUCACACUGUCCAAGGAUCACAUCAGCACCAUCAAGUUCUAUGACCCGGACUCCAGCGCUGUGGCCUCUCUCCUGGUGGAGUACGACAGCGGCCUGCUCCCCCACCUUCCAUUCCCACUCCACAGCGCUGACCAUUGUCUGGUCUUUGCUCUUCAGCCGAGGUCUAAGAGCCACAGGGCCUUCUAUUCCAAGGUUUUGUCUGUGUGGCAAAAAUCAACAUCUGGACUGAAUCUGCAAAUGGUGGACCAAAAGCACCUGACCUGGAACCAGAAAAACAUGCACACCAGACUGCAGAAGCUGCAUGACAGUCAGGAGCCACCGGUGGCCAAACGCAGAGGCAGCCUGAAGACUUCAUACUCCCAGCUGCCAGAGCAGGAAAUGUUUCUUCAGCACUUUGCGUUGAGUAGUAUCGGUCAGGAGCCCAUUCUGUACGACCACCUGGGGGUGCUCUUUCCCUCUGCAGAGCUGAGGAAUCCAGUAAAAUGUCAGGGAGACAAGGUUGUCAUCACCAUCAUCACUGGAUUACCAGGAAGCCAUAAGAACAGACUCUGCAACUUCCUGGUCCAGUUGAACAAGGAACAUGGAAGGUGGGUGGUGUACAACCCUGGUCCUGACAGCUGUGACGGCUUCUCAGCCUCUCACCUGCAGCAGUAUUUGUCCAGCUUCCUGGAGAGCCAGAGAGGCCCCGGAGGCAAACCCCGUCUGUUGGUUCUCUCACCUGGAUACACAGAUGUUCUGGAUGUGGUCCAGGCUGUGCUUUUCCACCCUGACCCAGUUGUCCAAGCGUGCUUCACCAUCGGCUCCGUCACUGCUUGUGUGGACCCCCUGGCCUCCUGUGUGGAGCACAGGUUUGCAUUUCCUAAACUGUUGGAGCAGUGCAGCCAAGGUAUUGUGAGUACAGUGGUGUUCACCGGGCUGACAGCAGAGCAGAAGCACCCUCUCAUGCAGCAUGUUCAGCAGUUGGUACGCUCCGCCAACCCCACCGCAGCCUUCAUUCUGGCAGAGAGAGGAGCUGUCACCAGGAAUGAAGACGUGAAUCUGAUAUUUUCUGAUAGCAGCUUCAGCGAGCCCCAGAUGCUGAGAGCACGUUAUGUCCUCUACCCUGGAUGGUGCAAAGGGCGCUUCUUCUCCGGCUGUGGGUCUCUGGUCCUCAGUCAGCAGCGCGUGGCUUUCAGCCGGCCCCUGGAGAGGCCUCUAUUUGUCACCCGCUGCAAAGCAUUCAAGUCAUCACUAAAGCAAAGCCCCUUCCGAGGAAAUGUGUACAAUGUUUGGGGAAAAGUCCGAUUUUCUGACUCAGACCAGCUGAUGGAGGUGAGCUACAACACAGUGAGCGGGAGCCUCAGCAUCGUCCCAGACCACAGCGUUGACCCUCUGAACCCGGGCCCCGAAGAGACCCACACCUCCUGCUUCCUGGUCUCUGAUGGUGUCGGCCUCACCGAGGAGGGACUGAAGGACUGGCUCAGGCUGUGUGCCAAGGAGAAGCAGAAAAAGAAACUGAAGAGGACUAAAAACACCCUUUCACAUCAAGAAAUCAAGAGCAUACAUAUGACCAGGCACCUGGACCCUCUACCACAAGGCUACUUCUACAACGGUCAUCAAUAUGUUGACAUCUUUGGAGAAAAGAUGAACUUCCAUCCCUACAUGGAAGACUUUAUUAAGGAGUACCUCGCCGAGGCCAACAAAGAGGUCGAGCUAUUCAACCGUCAGCUGGAGCUGCAGGGACAGCCUGACCUGUUUGAUCCCUGAUAGAAUCUCUGUGUAUGUCCACUGCCUCCAUCACUCUUAUUUAACUCUUAAAGGGAACCACUGUGGGAGGGACAGGGAGGGCACAGGGCUUAUGUACCGAACACUCCACUAGAAUGGUCAAUGUGUGGUCACACCACAUGAAGCUGCUGCUACGAGCCCAUUCAUUAUCUACGUACUAUGUCACUUUGUUCAUAAUUUGGUGACAUUAAAUAGGUCGAGUGCAGAUGAGCGUUUAAACAAUGACAUCACCGAUCAAAAAAAAAGUGCACGUGGCAUGGCGGUUUGCCUUAUUUCCUCACGACAACAUCACUAACUGUGCAGUUUGGCGAGUUCGGCAUCAUAUUUAUCAAAUUAAUGCGACAAAUCGAUGUGGUUGUCUCCGUUAAUCCAAAUUAAGACGGGUUGUCAAGAAAUGAGAGUUGCUCACAACUGCGGACAAAUCUGAAACAUAACGCAACACAAGACUCCAUCUUUAAACCGAUGUGAUUACGCCGCUAAGCCUGCGAGCGAUGAGACUUUCACAAUCGAAGGGAAUUUCCCAGAGCACUCUCCCGUAAGCCCGCGCGUUUCUGUGUAUCACAGUUGGCAAAUUAAUGCCUCUAUUUCUGGACAGGCAUGGAUAGCCGUGUGAUUCUGGUGGGCUCCCCGGUGGGGUUUCUCAAGAAUCGCUCCUCCUCUGUUGUCACCCAAUCCACGGCCCACCUGUUAUCUUGUCUGCGUGCCACGCUGCAGCAGAGGGAGCGCUUGGCCACCGAGCUGUAAACAUUGGACAGCCUGCUGGCUGCAGACAACUGAUGAAUGAUGCCGUUAAUCACAUAGCUAAACGCCGGCCCGGUGCUUUAUUUUAAGACUCUUAAAGUGAAUCUAAGGAAAGUGCAAUAAAGCAGACUUCAGUCCUUGCAGCAAAGCGUCCUUGUUAUUAAACAGCUGAGGCCGUCAAGAAACACAUUGAACCACUGAGGUAACACAGUCCAACACAACCUUAAAGCACUCGAUUCUGUUUUUUAUAAAGCUGCUAGUUAAAAGUGAGAAACCAGGUAGUUAAGCAAAAGCCUCACUGCAGCCAGGUGUGGAUCACUCAUUUCACCAUUUUGGUCAAAAAGGUAAUUUCUUGUAAACAUUCCAAUGUUUAGUUUCUUUCUUUUGGGUCACUGCUUUUGGGAGGGAGAAGGGGAAAACGAGAUAAUCUGGGGAUGUUGGGUUAGGUUUGGGUAAACAUGAGUAGAGCCUUUAGUGACCGGAAUAAGGCUUCGUAUCGGUGAUGUGAUGUUGCAGAGAAUCAGACUUUGUGUCCUGUUUAAAUGAGUAGUUAUGCUACAGUCCUCUCUGCGUUCGUGUGUCACACUAAUGUCCUAUGCAUGUCUUCCUCUUGUCAGGGUUCCUACACAGGAUUCGAAAUUUGUUUGCGAAAUAUGUCCGAUAAUUUCCGUGGAAAAAAUGCGUCGUCGUCAAUUGUGUCAGCUGCACAUUUGGGUUCCUGUGAGAACCGCUUUGUGAUGUCUAAGCAAACAAGCUUUUCAAAGUAAAAGCGUGGUAAAUAAGUGGAAUUUAGAAGUUGAAGAGUGUAGGAACCCUGGUACAAUCUCUGGAGCUUUGAUGGCUUUCAUUCAUAAUGGGGUCAGCAGUGUUACAUGAAAACUAAUUAACACGUUUUGGGUCAAGUGGUGCUAACUUUCGAGUGGAUUGAUGCUCACAAAGGAACAUUUUAGUGCACGUAGAAUAUGUGCACAUGCUGCUGCUACUACAACGGUUCGAUAUAUUGCAUUGGCCUUUUACAAUGUACCAAAAAAACCAGUAUUCACUGAGUACUCUGAGAUAUUUACCGUGUCGGAUAGGAGAAGAAGUUUGUUUCUGUUAAGAGCAUAAUCUAAUUCCUAAGCCGUGGAGGGAAAUGUUUGCUUUUAGGUUCUUAUCUCGGAUAUUAUUAGAUCAGUGGCGACCUUAGUGUUGCCAUUCACAGCGGCGGCUAUGUCAUGUUUUACAUGUCAGCCUGUCAACAGCCAGUAAAAAGAAUACAUAAUGCAGUUUUCAGCUGGCAGGCAAAAGAGAGAGUGAUAACAUUGUUAGCAAGUUAUUUCUCCCCCCUUUGACUUGUGUCAAUCAGUGCAGAGUCAAAUAAUCCAGAAUCUGAACUCAAGCUGACACUGCUGGCCCCAUCCGUCCUCUCAGUCGAGUCCACUUUGAUCCGAACAAGCCAUACCGUCUUAUGCUAGAUGUGCCACUGUCUUUUAGGAGAAUAAUACAAAGCAUAGAAUAGCACAGAGCGAUGAAGUAUGCCUCUAACACGUAUUACCCCAUGGCAUGUUCCAGCCAGCAGAAGAUGAGCUCACAUGGAGAGGAGGAGCUCACCCAAAGUUACUCAUUCCUCUCUUACACUCCUGCUCUUUUACUCUAUAAAAGAAGUGCAAUUGUACCUUGUGUUUUUAUAUAUAUAUAUAUAGAUAUAUUGUACUUACAGUACCCUCUUUAAAAGCUCUUUAAGGACAAAGCUGAUCAAACAGAUGAAGCUGCUAAAUUCUCAGUCUCUCACAGCUCGUGUUCGGUGGUCUGCUGGAUUCUGGGUAUGAUCGUUUGUAGCUCCCAUAACACCAUAAAGGGUCUUGUUGCAAAAUGAGAUGCCACUUAGGAAAAAAAUGAUUUACCUCGGCAACAAAUGACAACGUAAUCCAGCAAACAGAUUACAGUGUUUAAUUUUUUAAGUGGGGCAAGAUAAUACCCAACAUUAAUCCUCUGUUGACAAAAUAGAAAGUGUUGUUUAAGCCGGAUGCCCUGUUUAACGUUUCAGGGAUGCACUCUUGUUUCGAGCACCAGUUGCUGUCAUUCUGCAGUUACGUAAUACUGCAGAGAGUUCCUCUGACUGACAGCGAAAUAGUUGUGAGGCUGAUGUGAUGGGACACUAAGGGUUCCACCACUUUCAAAACCUGCUGCACACGUCAAAGAGCAGGGAAACGGAGACUAUAAUUGGCCACGAGAUCAAAAAGGAGUCCUUAAAGAGCUGUUUGUGAUAUUGAAAAGAAAUAACACUAACACAUAUACACGACUACUACUACAAGUACGUCCACACUACUUUGCAUGUGUCGAGAUUUGUCAUGUGAAUAUGAUACCGCGUAUAUUCCGACAAAAUUGCCUUUCACCAAAACUGGUCCAACAAAGAGAAAAUGAUCUCGUUUAUUUUACAUAUCUGCUAAGAAAUUUGAAUUACCUCGGACAUGAAAUAGUAUUUUUAUAAGACUGUGAAUUGAGCGUUCUAGAUGCAAGAAAAACGUUUCCUCUCGCAAAAGCGGAUGCAAAUUCUUUUUUAGGAAAAAAAAUAAAAUAAAAACAACCUCAAAAGGAGAAUCUGAUCUGAUUGUGAGACGUCAGGUUUCUCCGAUCCAGCAGUGCCUUGGCCACGGCUAAGAAAAGCAGAGAUUAAAGCUGCAUUCAGAGCUCCAUACCGCUCCCUGACUCUCGGGGAGGAGGGAGGAGGAGGUGUUGUCAGGCGAGGAUCCGUCCUUCAACAGUGUUGGUGAAAGGAAUCCAUAGAGUCGUUCUUUAAAGCAAUGUGUUUUUACCAAGUCAGAGGGUAAAGUAGGCGAUGUCACACAGGGGGGGGGCCGUUGGAGGGCUCGGGGCGAUUCAGGUAUACUUACAAACUAACCAAAACAGAUGUUGGAAUACGGGCUGGGUACUACAGAGAGCACAGUUUGGACACUUACGUCGUAUUUACUGCUAUUUAACGUUGAGCUGCGUUGUUGUCAAUGUUCCUUUAACAUCAAUAACAAUAUCUUAAAUAAUAGGAAAUAGAGAUCAUUAUUCUACGCCCAGCCCUAGUUGGUACGCAAAACCUCGAAAGGUGCGGACCGAACAAAAAGAGGAUUGAGUUUGUUGGGUGACCCCUCCUGAUAUUGCACAUGGGGGCGGCCAAAGAGCCCUCCACAAGCCUCUCAGUGUGACCGCUACGCAGCUCUCUGGCAAACCGAGCACCCGGGUGUCUUCAUCCUGUGUGUGGAGGCGAGCCACUCUGUAGCUGAAGUUAUAGGACAAAAACAAAGUUUGGUGUUAAAUCGUUUUAUAUAAAGGGAGGGGGGGGGUUUAUUGUACUGCAAUAUGACAACACAGUGCAACACAGUUUUUUUUUUUUUUGUUCUUUUCAAGUUUUGAAUAUUUGCUCCGAAGUCAAAAGGGCCAACUGUGUGGAAUGUAUGCACUUCUUGAAGAGGUGGAUAUUUUUAAAGGUGUUUUAUUUUGUUGUUUUUUUUGCUUAUUGGAGAAGUCGCCUUGGAAAUGUCAUUUUGAAACCGUCCAAACAUUUCUCAGGCCUCGGGGUGGAACUGUUCAGACUAAUCGUUGGGGCCGUUCCGUCUUAUCAAGGUUCAAAGGGAAUCACAUGCCCACAGUCCUCACAGACACAGAGAGGAAUUUGCUCAGGUGUUCUUAUUAUUUCCUCACCUGAGAUUACAUAUUUGCCCCCAAAAAGAGAGGGGGUGGAAUUGUGGACAAAAUAUCCUCUGACCGUGCAAAAAAAAAAAAAGGGAGUUUGUUAAUCUGUGUCAAGUAACGGUAACGACUCAUGUCAUGAUGGCAGAAUUAGAUCUGGGAAAGAAAAAUAAAAAGCAAAGGGCUCAUUUCUUCUCCUCCGUCUACAGGCCGUCCAACGUAAAAAGAAGAAAACUCACUUCAAAAGUGCCAAACUGACUUCCACAUUUUCUUUUUAAGGGUGUUCACGUAAAGUGAGCAAAAACUGAAUUGCAUUUGCACAAAACAACUACUGUAACUUCUGUUUUUUUCCUGUGACUGAAGCUUUUAUAAUCUGUUUGUUUUUAUUGCACCACGUAUCCUAUUAAAUAUUUAUAUGGUU